Molecule: messenger RNA, 2798 nt
Organism: Toxotes jaculatrix (banded archerfish)
Lineage: Eukaryota; Metazoa; Chordata; Actinopteri; Toxotidae
Gene: nxph2a
Product: neurexophilin 2a
Exons: 3
Coding region: 244-1035 (263 amino acids)
Molecular function (GO): signaling receptor binding
Source: RefSeq, a predicted model, not a curated record
AAAGCAAAAAAAUCACUCAGCAUCUUGAGAGUCGGAGACAUUGUGAGAGGAUUGUACGACUCUUUGCCGAAAGUGGAUUGAACAAUGAUGAUUCCAGUGGCCUUACCCAACUAAGUGAGGUAUUGCCUUUGGAAAACGGUGAUCACAGCGAUGUUUCAGCGGCAUGCGCGUCUGCCUCUCUCCAAAUCUUCCAGAGAGGAUUUAAGGACCGCUCAUCUUGAAUAAGUCGAGAAGUCAUUGAAGAUGAGUGCUCUGCAAACGUUCCUGCUUCUUUUUCUCCUGCACCAGGUCACAUGCAGGAAGGUGCACGGAGGAGUCACAGAGCUCAUCGAGUGGGGUGACAGUAAUAAUGAACAGAAGAUCUCUCCCACGGGAGCCAGUCCACGGAUCCUCAACCCUCUGCGUUUGUUUGCCAGGGGCUCCCCCGGGUUCAAGAGCAACAUGAGGGAAAUAACAUAUUUACAGAACAUGGAGGACUUUUGGGACUGGUUAUCUAACCAGACAGAUGUUCAGGGUCCACAGGCCAGAACUAAACGCAGGCCCAUCGUUAAGACUGGCAAGUUCAAAAAGAUGUUCGGGUGGGGGGACUUCCACUCCAACAUCAAGACUGUCAAACUCAACCUGCUGAUCACAGGGAAGAUCGUGGACCACGGGAAUGGCACUUUUAGCGUUUACUUCCGCCACAACUCCACGGGCCAGGGGAACGUGUCAGUCAGCCUGGUGCCGCCCUCCAAGGUGGUGGAGUUUGAGAUUGCCCAGCAGUCCACGCUAGAGACCAAAGACACCAAAUCAUUCAACUGUCGUAUUGAGUAUGAGAAGACAGACCGCAACAAGAAGACUGCCCUGUGCAGCUUUGACCCGUCCAAGGUGUGCUAUCAUGAGCAAACGCAGAGCCAUGUGUCCUGGCUGUGCUCGAAACCCUUCAAAGUCAUAUGCAUCUAUAUAGCCUUUUACAGUGUAGACUAUAAACUGGUGCAGAAGGUAUGCCCUGACUACAACUACCAUAGUGACACACCUUACUCCUCCACAGGAUGACCUAGCAGUCGUUAGUACGCAUCAAACUUUUGUUUUAUGUUCAAAUAAUGUAAAUGUCAGCUUCUAAGCUCCUUGUCCCAAAAUACCUAAAUACCUGAGACAUGUUGCAUGAGGUGCAACUUAAAAAUGGGACAUACACCGGAGGAAUUUGGCACAUUAUUACAAAACUUCUGUAUAUACUGCACACAAACGCAGCUCCACCACUUCAGAUAGUUAGGUGUCCAGGGACCUGGUUUUAGGGGUUGACUUGGGAUUCAGAGCUAGCUGCCAACCCCAAAUGACUCCUUCCCAUCACAACUGCACAUGUUCUCUGCAAACCACAGAAAUAAUUAGUAUGUUGUCCAGAUGUUUUCUUCAAGGCUAGACCAUAGGCAAGCAGCCUCUCAGUUGGAAGUGUGUAGCCGGCUUCCGUGCCAGUGCAGCAUUGCUGGUGGCAUUAUCAAACAAUUUCCUCACCUCAUUUAAACAGUCAUUUAUGGGAUGAAAUAUGGCAAGACUGAAUCAUGUUAAUAAUUACAAUACCAAGGCAUUUGAAUUGUUACUCAACAGGGCAUAAAAUUAGAUAUUCCCCAUUUGAAAUGUCACUACAUUUUGACCAGUUAGUCAAAAUGAUCUGUUCAUUGUCUUCAAAGUGGAGCUAACAUCCAUUUGUACCUGUUAACAAAACAGAGGCAGGACAGUCUCCAUUAUUUCAGAUUAGUGUGAUUAAUGGGUAUUUUCUCAAGUAGCUCUAAAUAAUUAAUAUGGCCUUACAACCUAUCUUUUAUCGCUGUUAUCUGUCUCUUGUAGAGACUGAAAUAAAGUGAAUUGAUUCAUUGAACCAAAUUGUAAGUGCCCAAGACAAAAUAAAUUGAUCCAACAAAUCUAAUCCAAAAGCAACCUGAGAGCAUGAUCGUAAAUCAUUACACAUGCAGGCACCCAUCCAUACAUAACCUGGCUGCUGCCUUGUUUGCUCCUUAAAAUGUGUCGCUUUUCUGAUACAAUCAUCAUAAAGCAUAUGUAUGCUAAACUAGGCUGAAAUCCAACAUCUGUGUUUGCAGGAUGCACUUUGAGGCAUCAGCCUGCCGUGCAAGCCCCGCAGUGGAUUAAUGUGUCAGGAGAGGUGGGGGUGGGGGGCGAUAAUUGCAGGACAGGUGGAUUUAGUGAGUCUGGCAGACAAUUAUCAGCACUUUGUCAUGGUCCUGCCACAAGCCCUGACAUUACUUGUCUUUAAUAGGCUUUAAUUAGCCUGGGAAAUUUCAUUUACCUAAGACCAAGAGUGGAGAAACCAAAAGCAAAAGUUAAAAAAAAAAAAAAAAAAAAAAAGCAAAAGUACAGAAUCCAUCUGGAAUUUUAAUGAGAAGUGGGACUACUAAGUUUGAAAAUGUCAGACAUUUCCCAGUUGUACAGCAGGCUUAAACUGAACAAGUUUUGUGUAAAAGUGGAUAACAUCCAGUCUCAUAGUAAAUGGCGUAAUGUGCUUUGACUUAACAAUCACAGAAAACGUUUUUUAAAACGUUUUUUUUGGGAUGUAUCUGGUGGUUUUAUGCUAGGGCAUGUGCCACUGACUAAUCACAUGGCAAUUAUUUCUGUCAAGUUACUUUAUUUGCUGUAUCUCAUGUCUUUCCCCAUCUGCUGUAAAUGAUCCUGUCACAUUACACAUGCGGAGAGGUGUAUGAUAAGGAAAUACCUAAAUCCGAGUUGAUCUAUGUUGAUGUUUUAGUUCUACUCCUUUGUGAAAAUGCUGUGUAUUAUCGUGUAUCUCUAAAACUAAACGUGUUUAA